Messenger RNA from Orbilia oligospora ATCC 24927, 1158 nucleotides. RefSeq lists its product as uncharacterized. Lineage: Eukaryota; Fungi; Ascomycota; Orbiliomycetes; Orbiliales; Orbiliaceae. Gene Ontology annotation, cellular component: nucleoplasm. The coding region runs from base 1 to 1158 and encodes 385 amino acids. Gene Ontology annotation, molecular function: ADP-ribosylglutamate-[protein] hydrolase activity. The record is from RefSeq and is a predicted model, not a curated record. The transcript has 3 exons. Gene Ontology annotation, biological process: DNA damage response; peptidyl-glutamate ADP-deribosylation; purine nucleoside metabolic process.
AUGGCAUCUUUUUCCCGAAUCCCCGUGAAGUCUCUUGAAGAACUAGAUUCGUCAAACCUUACGAAUCUCUACACAUCUGGAAAAUUAGAUGCUUCGAUAGCUCAAACUGCAAUUUCGCCGCCUUCGGCAACGUUCAAUGACCAGGUUAUCCUCGUGCAAAUGGAUAUGACUCGCAUGGCCGUCGACGCCAUCGUCAACGCAGCCAACAAAUCCCUCCUCGGCGGCGGCGGAAUCGACGGUGCAAUCCAUCGCGCCGCAGGUCGAGGCCUCUACGACGAAUGUUUCGACCUCCACGGUUGCGAAACCGGAGAGGCAAAGAUAACAAAGGGAUACCGUCUUCCCGCUAAACACGUAAUCCACACUGUUGGUCCCAUAUAUUGGGAUCACAAAGAUGAAGGCCGCGAUCCAGCUGAAUUUCUCAAGAAUUGCUAUGUGAACAGUUUGGAUGUUGCGAGAAGGAAUGGGUGUAAAAGCGUGGCUUUCCCUUGUAUUAGUACGGGGAUUUAUGGGUAUCCUAAUGAUAGGGCUGCUGUGGUUGCUUGUAGGGUUGUUAGGGAGUAUUUGGAGGCUCAGCUUGAAGAGACUUUGUUUGGUACAGACGAUGUUGAGAAUGUUCCAGAGAACAUUGGAGAGACGGUUGAAGAUAAGGAGGAAAAGAUAGUCAUUUCUGGGAAGAAGGAGGAAGAUGAUGUUGAAGAAGGAGAAGUUAAGGAUGCUAAACCUGCCGAAACCAGUGAGAAGGUAGCCGAGGAUGCUAAGGGAGAAGCUGUGAUUAAGGACGAGCAAAAGGAAGCCCCAGAGACAAAAGACGAGAAGACUGGAGAUGAAAAGACUGGCGAUGAAAAGACUGAAGGUAAGGUUGCCGGAGGAGAAGAAGAAGAAGAAGAAGAAGGCGAUAAGGCAACCAAGAAGGAAUCAGCCCAACCAUUUAUUUCUCAGAUCGAGAAAGUCAUCUUCUGCGUCUUCCUCGACAAGGAUCUAACAAUCUACGAAGAUGUUCUUCCAUCUUUCUUCCCCCCAGCGGACCCGAAAGUCGAAGGUGCAAUUGACAAACUUGAGCGAGAAGCUACCGAAAAGCCCGAAGGUAGCAGCACUAAUGAUAGCGGCAGCAGCAACCAACCCGCAAAAGAACAGCCGAAAGAUACACCUGGGGUAUAG